Molecule: messenger RNA, 1554 nt
Organism: Fusarium musae
Lineage: Eukaryota; Fungi; Ascomycota; Sordariomycetes; Hypocreales; Nectriaceae
Exons: 1
Coding region: 1-1554 (517 amino acids)
Molecular function (GO): metal ion binding
Source: RefSeq, a predicted model, not a curated record
AUGUCUCUUCCUCCUAAGCCUCUCCCCGAAGCCUUCUGGCCAACUAUCAGACAGGCCAUAGACAAGGGCAGCAACACCAAUUCUGACAACCAGGCCAUCACUCCUCAGUGCCCCAUCUGCAUGGAGCCCCUCCCAGUGAAAUCUUUCCCUGCCGAAGGUGAGUUGGAUGCUGAGGUCUUGCUCUGCGGUCAUGUUCUCUGCCAGCCUUGCCGCAAACAGUGGGAGCAAAGUGACUUGGGAGACCGGUGCCCUGCGUGUCGAACCACUCUUUACUGCAAACGCUGUGAGGUAAGCGCCAUUCCUCUUACCAUCCCCAAGAACGACGAAGGAUCCAGUCUUCCUCCAGGUAUUCCUGAGGGUAAUCAAGACUUCUGUCCUGAUUGUCAAGCUGAGGUUGAGUUUCACAAGGCUGUUGAGAACGGUGAGUGGCCUCAUAACCUAGAUGAAAUGGAGCCUGGUUUUAUCAGCCUUUUCUACCAUGUUGUCAACGACAUUGAGAAGGAUGGUGAUGUUGCUACAAUGUCAAGGGUUCAGGAUGCGAUUAUGGACACCAUCAUGCAGGAGUUUUCAAACAUGAUGGUCAGUCGUCGCAUGGUCACGCUUGGCCGUGGCAACACGCUGCGAGAGGCGAAUCCAUGGUACGCCGAGAACAAAACACGUCAAGAAAACCGUCGUAACGGGAUUAUCGGCUUUGACUCGGAAGAUGAUGAGGAGCCUGGUGCAAACACUCCAGCUGGUAUCCCUCAUCGAAUUGGGGAUCCAUUUGUAAUCGGAGUGUAUGAGAGACAUGGAAAUGUUCAUAUACCGCUAAACGCUCGCCCCGGGGAUGUUAUAUAUGGCGGGCCUCAUCCCUGGGAUCAUGGCCUUGCCAAUCAGUUUGACGUCCAGGAUGGCAUCGCACGUCCGAAUGCAGAAGCACCACGAUCCGACAAUAUAAGCUCCAUUGUCCGAGCAAUCUGGGGGCCAGAAGGAGCAGAAGGAGCAGAAGCAGGAAGAGCUCGAGGAGAAGCAGAGGUAGUGCCUCGAGAAACAGAUGAACCGAUGAGGGCUUCAAGACAGGUACCCUUGACUGUCUUUGCACGUCCCAGCGCAGCAACACAGACAGCUCAAGAUGAUGAUAGACAGCCACCAGAUGCUGACGAACCUAGACAGUGGGCUGAGUUCCUACAACUACAACGGGAGGGUAAUCCUUCUCCUGCGGCAGCUGGAGCGGCCAGACCAGCUCGAGUCCAUCCAGAGGGAUCGGCGGCUGCAAUUCUUGAGCAACUCAGGCCCGUGGACGAACACUAUUACCCUGAUAUGCCUACCUGGGACGAAUAUGUUGACAAUGCGGAUGCGUAUUUGGCUUCCCACGCUAAUGAUCCUAACUGGCCACCUCUGACACGUGCGGAGUAUAUAGCAGAGCACGAGGAGUAUAUGAGAAGGCUUGUGGCGAAUAGAACGGCUGCGUCGUCGUCCAGUGCGGCAUCCGGUGCACAGAACUCGAGCUUCAUGGAUAUGGACGACAGCGACGAGGAGAUGUCGUCGGGUGAUCAGCCCGUCUCUGAGCGCUGA